This is a messenger RNA of Tilletiaria anomala UBC 951, 2436 nucleotides long. RefSeq lists its product as uncharacterized. The coding region runs from base 161 to 2278 and encodes 705 amino acids. Gene Ontology annotation, molecular function: DNA-binding transcription factor activity, RNA polymerase II-specific; zinc ion binding. The record is from RefSeq and is a predicted model, not a curated record. The transcript has 2 exons. Gene Ontology annotation, biological process: regulation of DNA-templated transcription. Lineage: Eukaryota; Fungi; Basidiomycota; Exobasidiomycetes; Georgefischeriales; Tilletiariaceae.
ACCGAUCAGGAUUGCUAUGCUCCAAGUUCUCCAUCCACCGUAGUCACACCCGUCUAUUUCCAGAGGCCAUUCCUGCGCACGAGCACCAGGGUUUCAUCGUUCACUUGACCAAGAUCGCAAAAGCUGGCGUGAGACGAGGGAAGGCGCAGUGGGCGGACGGAUGGAGGUGAGUUUCUUGCAGGCGUCAUCGAACGCAGCGCCGUGCUAUGGUGGCGCCCAGUCGUUCGGUGCACCGUCGAAGAUGCCUACUAGGCAUUACAGCAAUCCCCACGGUCAGGCGCACGGGAGCAUCGCGGCUCUGCGUCUUCCGCCUAUCAGAGAGACGCUCGAUACCGCGCUACCCUACUCACAACAGCUCCCAGCCAUGUCUCCGCAUGCGUCGGCGCAACGGUCGGACCCUGCGUACCACCUCCCCUCUGUGAACCGUAUUGCAGCGCCGUCGUUUAGCAUGGGUCCGCUUGCGCCGACUUUCGCUGUGCCGCGCGACCCUCACGCAAGGACAGAGACGACUAGAGAUUCGCACCGCUCCCACCGCACAGUAACUCUGCCGGAGCUCUCGCCCUCGUUGAGCAACAGGAGCGGGAGCAGCAGCAGCAGCGGCGGCGGACAUUGGCGUGAAGACGGAUCCGCAUCAUCUUCUGAACGGUGUCAGUAUGCCUUCUCCCAUGGCGCGCAAGAGCCUUACCCACGAGCCCAAGCUAGCUACGGCGCACAGAACCGGCAUCUUCCGCCACCACAUCCGCCCGUUUCUUUCGGCGUCAGAGGCACCUUCGGUGGUGGCAAAAUGCUGCACGCUCAUGCUCACCCAUCUCCACCGUCACCUGGACUCCUGCGCGCUCCCAAACGCGGAAGAGACAUGCGCUACACAGAUGCACCGUACGCGCGCUCACCGCCACCGCCAGCUUCAGCUUCAGCUUCUACACCUGCUUCACGGGUUUCUUACUCGUCUCGACAAGACUAUGUAGCAUACCCUCACCACACCAAGGGCGAAGCACGAUCACUCAAUGCUCCAUGCGACGACCAUGCGCCUGGAACGACAUCAGAGGGCCCAAGCCAGCCGGCACCUUCCGGCACCGCGCAGUCAGGAUCCGAUGCAGUGGUAACUUCGGAUGCACGGACCAGCACCAUUGCCGCACUUGCCGCUGCCACAUCGGCUUCACUGCCCAACAUCUCUGCGGUCCCUGCUAAGUUGAAAGACUCGGUCGAAUUGCAGCGCACCUUGCGGCCACGGCUCGACAGUCGAGAAGGCGUGCCUGCUUGCAACGAAUGCCGGAGGAGGAAAGUCAAAUGCGACCGUCGAUCGCCCUGCGGAAGAUGCGUCGCGUCGAAGCGCACCUGCGAGACGUCGGACAUGCUGAUGCGCCGCGGUCCGCUGACGCGCCAGCAGAAGGAGGUGUUCGCCUCAUCUGGCAUCACGUACGAGUCACACAGGGACAGGAUGCGCAAGAAGCGCUUACUCAGCAACCUCGCGUGGGGCGCUGCCGCUGAGCUGAGCGCUGAGCAUCAGCAUCCGCACCAUCAUCUGAUGCAGCAAGGUGGGCACCUGUUGCAUACGCAAGGAUACGAAGUGGCUCCGAGAGCAGCUGCGACGCCGUUCAGAUGGAGCGAGUCAUAUGCGUCAGCAGCGAAUGAACUUCCAACGCAGCGGAAGGCGUCUUCGUGGCCGGAAACGUUGGUGACGCUGCCGCCGGCACCGACUCAUGCGAAUGGCGCCGGCGAGUGGUACCACGCAUCAGAAUACGACCCCGCGAUGUGCAGCCCUCCCAAUCGCCGCCUCACAUCACCGCAAUCGCACUCGAUCGCCAAUCUCUCACCUGCAGCUCCGUCACGGCUGGCGCCACUGUCCCACUUCUGCGGAAGCAAAGCCGAUGGAGAGUCUGAUCAGCACCCUCGUUUGUACGUACAAUCUCCCAGCGACAACAACGAUAACGUACAGCAGCAGCAGCAGCGGAGCGCCGAUCAAAAGUCGCCGCUGCUCUCGCCUGCGCCUCACAACCCGCUAUGCGCUGCAUACUGGCACGGCCACAGCUUCAUGCAUGCACAUCGACAGGCUCGCGAAUAUGGCAGCUACAAAGUGCAAGCGCCACACGGCUCACGCGAUAGCCGCACCUUGCCAUCGCCCGCUGGGCCGCGGCGCCGCCCGCACAUUGAACCGACUCGCACGGCCGAUGCACGCAGGAGCCCUCACAGGCUGCCAGACACUAGGCCGUUCGGAGACGAUAAUAUGGGACGGCCGCUGCCGCCGCCUGCAAUUCCUCCGCGUGCCGGCAGCGUCUGAUGGGCCUGGGCGAGAGCCAGGGCCAGGAGCAUGGGGCUUGGUUGGGUGGCGAUCUCGCGUUUCCGUCUUUUGCUGACUUUUGUUUUCGCACGCUGCAUGGAUUGGAAUUGCAUUGCACAUAUCUGUAUCAAAAGGUAACGUCACGCAGCACGCAACAA